CAGCCAGCAGCAGGCAGCAGCAGCAGCAUGGCGGGGCUCCGACACCCGCAGCCGGGCAGCCACUGCCGCGCGGCCACGGCCGUCAACCUCCUCCUCGGCGUCUUCCACGUCCUCUUGCCCUGCUUUCGCCCCGGAGAGGCGCAGGGACAAGCUAUCGAGCCGCUGCCCAACGUGGUGGAGUUGUGGCAAGCCGAAGAAGGGGAACUCCUGCUGGCCACCCAGGCUGAUUCAGAGGAGGAUGUGGAGGACCAUCCGCAAGAGGCAAGCUUUUCAACUAAACUGUCGGGUGAGGAGGGCUUACAUUUUCAGCCUUCAGUCCUAGAUUUUGGAAAGCAGUUACUGGGCCUGCCCCGAGCUAAAAUGCUAUAUGCUCACAACCCUAGUAGGGAUAGAGAAGUUGUAGUGAAUUCAGUGUUUACAGCUACUAGACAUUUUCAUGUGUCUCCUGUUCAUUGCAGGGUGAUUCCUGCAAUGGGAAAAACUUCCUUCAGAAUCAUCUUCUUUCCAUCUGAGGAAGGCAACAUUGAAAGUUCUUUAUUUAUAAAUACAUCCUCUUACGGAGUUCUUUCAUAUCAGGUAUAUGGAAAUGGAAUUUCCAGAGCCUCCACAGAAACGUCCACCAAGCAGAUAUCAAAUGCGUAUUUGCUGCUUCCUCAUAUGCAGAGUAUCCAGAUUUUCCAGACACAGGCAGAAACCACUAAUGCCAAUCUACUGCAAGUUCGCCUAGAAUGCAGUUUACAUAAUGUGUGUCAGCAACUCAAGAGUUGUUGCUUCACAUCUGAAGAUGCAUUGCUGCUACAAAUGAGCAUAAUGGAAAACUCCCCAAAAGAAUUUGAGGAAUACCAAGAAGAUUUACUAGAUAAUCUUUCUGUUGUUUACGUCGCUACAGACAGAACUGAGGCCUCAGAUGAAUCCACAAUAGAUGUGUAUAUAUUGCAUUCAGGGAACAGCGUAUUAUGGAUACAGGAUGUAUAUCAUUUACCACAAAGGGAUAUUUUAUCUCUGCAAUUUGAAUCUGUACUGCUGCCUACUUCAACAACAAACUUUACAAAAGUUGCUUCCUUUGUUUGUAAAGCUUCAUCAUGUGACAGUGAAACUAGUUAUUCUGGUGAAGUGAACAGAAAUUUCUUGGAAGGCACUGCAACUCUAAAAGCAUGUUUUUCCCAUCCUGUGGUGAAAGGGUAUUUUGGAAUUGACCCUUCUGAGGCCCAGUUUCACAUAGAGACUCUUCAGAGCACAUUUGGCUUUUGGUCAGUCUGGCUGACUAAUCAUUUUAACCACAGUGUCAUAUUAAAUGAUGUGUUUGUUCCCAAGGAAGCCAAGCAUAUUUUAAAGAUUGUGAAUUUCACUGGCCCCUUAUUUCUACCUCCAGGCUGUUGGAAUAUAUUUUCUUUGAAAUUUGGUGUUAAAAAUACUGCAGUAAAUAUAUUUACCCAUGUUUUUUUGACCACUGACAUGGGUGUCAUAUUUGCAAUACCUCUACAGAUUUACUCAGCCCUGUCCAAGGAGGGGCCUCUUGGUUUUGAAGUGGUAGCACACUGUGGCCUGCACUAUUACUUGGAAAAAUCAAAUACAACAAGUCGUCAUUGGCAAGAGAGCCUUUCUCUGGACCAUUCUACGUGGAAUGUGGAUUCUGAGCUUGCAAACAGAUUGUUCAGAAGGUGGCAGAAAAUCAAAAGUGGUGAAGUCUGCAGGAGGAAUGUUUUGGGGAUGACUCAGUUUGCUCAGCCACAGAAAUCUGAGGAGUUGGAGUCGUUUUCCUUCUUUUUGCCACGUUUAAUUACAGAGCCUGGCCUUACAUUGAACUUCAGUGCAACUGCUCUUAGGAACAGCAUGGUGAAAUAUUUUGUCCUGAAGAAUCCCUCAUCACUCCCAGUGAUGUUGCAAUUGCUGCCACUGUCUUUCUACCCUGAGCCUGAAGCUGCAUUGAGCCUGCUGCAUAAAUGGUUUGGCACUGAUGUGCAAGCUAUUAAUUUCACGACUGGUGAAUUCCAGCUUACAGAAACGUGCUCCCACCGGAAUAUAUAUGAAGAGAAUCUUGCUCCUGUGAAAUCCAGGUUUGAGGUUCUUCAUUUCCAUUUACGCCCACUGGAAUCCAGAAGGAUUGGUGUUAUUUUUACACCUGUGGACUACAGAAAAGUAACCUCACUUAUCUUGAUCAGAAAUAACUUAACUAUUCUGGACAUGGUCAUUGUGGAAGGAUUUGGAGCCAGAGAAUUAUUGAAAGUAGGUGGAAGAUUGCCUGGAACAGGAGGUUCACUUAGAUUUAAGGUGCCUGAAUCGACGCUCAUGGACUGCAGACAACAACUGAAAGACAGCAAGCAAAUUUUAUCAAUUACAAAAAACUUUAAAGUUGAGAAUAUUGGGCCUCUUCCUAUAACUGUGUCAUCUAUGAAGAUUAAUGGUUAUAAUUGCCAAGGAUAUGGGUUUGAAGUGCUAGAUUGUCAGGAAUUUUCCCUGGAUCCAAACUCUUCCCGGGAGAUCAGCAUUGUGUUCACUCCCGACUUUACAUCCUCUUGGGUUAUUCGUGAGCUGACUCUAGUGACGGCUGCAGACCUAGAGUUCCACUUUACGCUCAAUGUGACGCUUCCCCAUCACUUGUUACCGCUCUGUGCCGAUGUGGUGCCAGGACCCAGUUGGGAAGAGUCUUUUUGGAGGCUCACAGUUCUCUUUGUCAGUUCUUCCUUGUUGGGUGUGAUUGUAAUAGCCUUCCAACAAGCACAGUAUAUUUUAACAGAAUUCAUGAAAUCAAGGCAGAGACAAAAUCCUAAUUCCUGUUCUCAGCAGAAUAGCAACUCAGUUGAUGUAAUCAGCUCCGAUUCAUACAAGAGCAGUUGCAAAUCCUUUGUGGACUCCUACAGUCCUUCUGAUAAAGGCAAAGGAAAAGGCUUCCUUUCGGUAGCCACCCCACCAAGCAGAAUCCAGAAUGCUACAAAGAGAAGCCCAGCAACAUAUAGCCAUUCUCAGAAAAAGCACAAGUGCUCUGUAUAUUACAGUAAACAAAAAGCCAGCACGGUGGUUGCCAGCAAUGCCAACACUACUACUGAUGAAAAGCAAACCUUGGCUGCCGAGACCCAUGCCUCAGCACCCAAAGAGGACCUUUGCGUAGACACUGGGGGUGAGAACUGGAUAAAUUUUAAAUAUGCCAACGGAAUCAGUGUAAACGUGCAAAAGAAUCUGACCCUUCCAGGAAACUUCCUGGGUAAAGAGGAGAAUACACUGAAAAACACCAACGUUGUGAAAAACACUUCUUCAGAAUGUGAUGUGAAGGAGGUCACACAAACAUGUAUGUUUCCUAAGGAAACUGACAUUAAAACUUCAGAAAACUUAACUGAGCUCAAGGAACGGGAGCUCUGUUCUCUGAAGACGCCUAAAAAGCUACCUGAAAGCCCCUUGCCAAGAAAUUCACCGCCACCCCAGGCAGAGCUGCAAGAAACUUCCAGGAAAAAUAAUGGGAGUAACCCACAAGUGCCUAACAAGAAUGAAGUAGAAAAUUGUGAAGCUCUGAAAAAGCAGGUGGUCAUCAGCACCAAACCUUCCUCAGAAAAGAAGGUUCACAAGGCACCCAAAGAAGAGCCGUGUUGUGGGAAAGCAGAAUUACCUUCACUUGAGCAAGAAGAUCCUUAUAGGAAGAAAAGGCCUCAGGAAAAAAGAGAAGGAAAUUUACCAAAUGUAAAUUGGAAUAGAAAUAGGACAACUAGAAAAAAUAAGAAAAAAGGCAUUGCUGUAUCUGCAAGAGUUCCUGAGCAGAGUGAGCCAAAGCAUAUGUGCAGUGACUUUGAGAGGCCCGACCUGAGAUCUAACAUUGGUCUGAGAAAUUGGUGUGGACAAGGCAGUACUGUGGAGAUCUGUAAACCAGAACCCCAAACUGCGAGCUUAUCUGCUUCACAGGGAGAAACAGAAAACUUUUACCAGAGGCCCAAGAAGAAGUGCGUGGAAAAGUUUUGUUCAGACUCCAGUUCAGAUUGCGGCAGUUCCUCCGGCAGCGUACGUGCCAGCCGGGGAAGCUGGGGCAGCUGGAGCAGCACCAGCAGUUCCGACGGAGACAAGAAGCCCGCGGUGCCUCCUCGGCAUUUCUUCCCAUCCCGUGAAACCAUUUCACAGAAUGAUUUCCCAACUGAAACUCCUAUCACUCUGAAUCUGUCACACAACAUAUGCAACCCCAGUAGAGACAUGAAUACUGUUCCCCAGUACCCAGAAACCUUGUGUCCUGGCUUCCCAGAUAUGAGUGCAGAACCUGACAAAAAUAAAGGUCUUUAUCCAACAGGAGAUUUGUGGCCUGCCCAACCAGUGUGUCUAACCAACGGCUUAAAUUACAACCUGGAGAACAACAUGCCGUGCAUGAUCCAGGAGCCCCCUCCUGUUCACAACAGUUUCAUUGAUUGGAAUGCGACUUGUGAAGGCCAGUUUCCCAACAUGUAUUGUCCGGUGGAAGUGAACGAUUACACCGCCUUUCCAGAAGAAAAUAUGAAUUACCACAACGGCUUCCCCUGCCCUGCAGAAGUCCAGAGUACUGCCUUCAUUGACCACACUUGUCAGUCUACUUGGAGCACCCCACCCAACCUGCCUCCAGCCUGGGAACCUGCCAGUUAUAUCAACUCUACGCCAUAUUUCUCGAGCACCAGAAGCUUGUCUCCCAUGUCUGGACUUUUUGGUUCCAUCUGGGCCCCCCAAAGCGACAUGUAUGAAAACUGCUGCCCCGCCGUCAGCGCCACUUCUCAACAUUCUGCUCAUGUGGAAAGUCAGGCCGUGAUGUGUAAGCAGGAAUUUAACCCAUUCCGUGCCUAUAUGAACCUGGACAUAUGGACUACAGCAGCAAAUAGGAAUGCAAAUUUCCCUCUUUCUAGGGACUCGGGUUACUGUGGCAACGUGUGAAAGAUUUGAUCUUAAACAAUGUGAAUAAAGAUGCUUGCCUUUUGAGUACUACAGGAAACUGGUUGUUGAGAUAGAUUAUGACGUUGGUGGAUAUUUUGGCACUUUUAUAUGGAAAUAAAUUUUUUUACUGAAGA
Molecule: messenger RNA, 5009 nt
Organism: Ornithorhynchus anatinus (platypus)
Lineage: Eukaryota; Metazoa; Chordata; Mammalia; Monotremata; Ornithorhynchidae
Gene: TMEM131L
Product: transmembrane 131 like
Exons: 35
Coding region: 28-4875 (1615 amino acids)
Cellular component (GO): membrane
Source: RefSeq, a predicted model, not a curated record